Colletotrichum paranaense is the source of this 1005-nucleotide messenger RNA. RefSeq lists its product as uncharacterized. Gene Ontology annotation, molecular function: hydrolase activity. The transcript has a single exon. The record is from RefSeq and is a predicted model, not a curated record. NCBI's taxonomy places the organism in Eukaryota, Fungi, Ascomycota, Sordariomycetes, Glomerellales, Glomerellaceae. Bases 1 to 1005 code for a protein of 334 amino acids.
AUGGCAGCUCUGAACCUUUCAGCGCUGGCCAAGAAGACGCUCGACGUCUCUCGCGGCUUCACCUACACCUACUACACUUCGCCCGCUCGCAACUCCAAGGUUACCCUCCUCCUCUUUCAUGGCUGGCCUGACACGGCGCGUCUCUGGGCCGGCCUCAUCAACAACUACCUCGUCCCAAAUGGCUACGGCGUCGUGGCACUAGAUAAUCUCGGCUUCGGUGAUACCUCGAAGCCCACCGACCCAGAAGACUACGCAUGGCACCGUCUUGCAGCCGACGCUGUCGGGAUUCUCGACGCGGAGGGCUUAACCAAAGUCAUCUCCCUCGGCCAUGACUGGGGCUGUCUCAUCGCUCAGCGGCUAUACAACUUUCACCCCGAUCGCAUCUGCGGUCUCGUCACGUUGAACGUCCCUUACAUGCCGCCCACUGGCCACUUUGAUCUCGAAACAGUCAACGAGAUGACGAGAAAGGUAUUUGGUGUCGGCAUCUUUGAGUACUGGCACUUUUUUCUCGCCGAGGACUCGGUAGACCUCAUGAAUCAGAACCUCGAGUCUGUAUAUAGCGUCACCUUCGGCGACCCGCAAACCUGGCUUGAGAACUGGUGCACGCCCGGCAAGAUGCGUGACUUCAUCACCCAAGACCGCACGCAGCCAACAUUACCCUUCGCCACAUCGGAACACAGAGCUGACUUCAUAGAGCGCUACGGCAGAGACGGCGGGUUUGCUGCACCAAGGUGUGUUUACACUGUGACGGGCUCUGGGAUCCAGGACAAGUCAGAGAGGAUGUUGAGUGAGGAGGCGAAGACAAUUCGGGUGCCGGUGCUCUAUUGGGGCGGGGAGCAGGACUAUGUGUGCAGGCCUGAGUUGCUUCAGCAGAGCAUAGCUGCUGGCGUGCUGCCGGAUGUCAAGAGUAUCACGAGGGAAGGCGGCCAUUGGGCUCUUCUUGAGAAGCCGGUUGUGUUUGGAGAGGAUGUGUUGGGAUGGUUGCACGAGACUUUUAACUCUUGA